AUGGCGCGUCGCAAAGGUGCUAAAAAUGAUGCAGAAGAAGAAAUGCGAAGAAAAUACCGUCAUUUGGUUGAUGAAACGGAUGAUCCUGUUGAAAAGUUGCGGUAUGCUUGCCUAGCACGAGGUUCGUCUGGUAUUAAAGGAUUAGGAAGGUAAUGUGUGGUUUUGUAGCUGCUGUAAAAUACUAAAAUUGCGUGCAACUAACUGCUGGGAAUGUUCUAAGAUGAUAAAUAUCAUCUUUACUUUCAAAUUAGGACCUUUCGGAUUAUGGAUGACGACGGAAGCAAGUCUCUGAACUUUGAGGAAUUUGAAAAAGGAUUACACGACUAUGGCGUAGGGAUAGACAAGGAGGUAAGGUCUGAGCAAAGUCAACAUAAAGCAGGUCGAAGAUAAUUGUCAAAUAUUUUAUAUUUGAUUUUUAAGAUGGCACAGCAAGCAUUUGCAGCGUUUGAUAAAGAUGGCAGCGGAUCUGUGGAUGUUAACGAGUUCCUACUGGGAUUAAGAGUAAGUUUAAAACUUUGCUAAAGCAUUAAGCAUAAUUUCUGUGCCCUUUUGCCACAAAAUUUAUACGCCCUAUUUUUCAAGCCGAAUGCUCAUUAACAUUUCAAAAGAUGUUGAACAUCAAAAGAUUUAAUGGUUUAUGUAUUAGCGUGGUUUUCAUUCAAGACGUUCCGCAACCAUAAUCUUUUAAAAAUAUUUCUAAACGUUGAGCCAGCGUGUAUGCUGUAUGAAAUUCGUCCGUUUCUUAAAGUUUCUUAAAAUGCAACAACAAUAUUAUUUAAAGUUUAGUAUUUAAUAAUUAAUAAAUAUGAAGAGAGUUCUCGAAUUUGUAAAUGCAAAGUGGUUGGAUAGUCAUCUACUUAAAACCCUAUCCAAUGUUCGAUCUUUGUUAUGAUAAGCUGGGGAUAAAAGUUUUCCAUUUUGGCCAUGUAAAUGAGUUUGGAUAUAUUGUUCCUUGCUGGGCUUACUAGACAAUGCCACAAGGGAGUUUUAAGUCUCUAUUUAAUAGCAGCAAUAUUUCAUCUCCAUUUCUGACAGCAGAUUUACAAUUGCCAAUCAUGAAAUAUUGUAAGCGGCAAUUCAAGAUUGUAAUGAUUAAUGAAGGUCUUAUUCGGUCAAAUAAUCCGUGCAAUAUUUACAGUCUCACUAAACAUGAAUGCAUGGGGAGCAAAUUAAUAUUUAAUGCAACAAGCUGUUAUUUAGUUUGACCCCAAGCAUCUUUCUUUGAUGAGUAGAGUCAUUUUAUGUUUGAAGAGUAAAAUUGUAAAAAGUUAGGGUGCGUUAAAUUUAAAAUAGGUUUGCAGAGCCUGAAAUAACGGUCAAAAUUGUCCAGAAAAAUGUCCAACCAAAAUGUAAUUUGAUCGGACAUUUUGGAAUUUGGUCAGAUGUUUUUUCUAUUUCAUUUUGACUCCCAAUCUCCUUCAAGCACUAAUUAACAAUUAUUCGCCGAAGGCGAGGUGAUUAUCGGUGAAUAAAAACCGAGACGAAGUCGAGGUUUUUAUUCACGAUAAUCACCGAGCCUGAGGUGAAUAAUUGUUUUAGUAUAAUUUCAGUGGUGAUUAUUUGGAAAAAAAUAAGAAAAUACACAUUUCUUCGUCAUUUAAUUGACAAAAAGGCUUCGGCCGCCAUUUUGAAAAUCGCUUAGGUGAUUAUCGCGUAAUAAUCACCUCAACGGCAACCAAUCAGCGUGGAGAAUUUUCAAUAAUCACCUAUGUAAUUAUACUAACAGUAAAUAAUACUUCGAGCUAUGUUUACGCUGUGAUAUAUUGGGGCUGAGCCGAAUUUGUCAACUCAUCCACACAUGUCAAGUUGACCUUCCACAUCUACAAAAAUCUUUCACAAACCUGAAGCCCUGCAGUGACUUCUAUAAUGUAUUUCCAUGUUUGCUGUAUACAGCUAUUUCAAUUAAGGUUGUCCACGAGCAAAGCGGAAAAGUCGAAUACGAGCGCGAAAGGCUGCUGGGAAUCGCUAAAAAAUUAAUGAAUUUUCAUAGCAAUUCCCAGCAGCCUUUCGCGCUUGUAUUCGACUUUUCUGCUUUGCUCGUGGACAACCUUAAUUGAAAUAGCUGUAUAUACAUUUUGAGUAAAUGAUGCAGCAAUACACCCUAAUCCUUCUUGUAUAAUUCUUUAACCUAAAUUAAGCUGCAAUAUGUGCCCAAAUGUAUUUGCUCUUCAUGUAUUUGCUCUGUCUAAUGGCUAUGUUACAUAUGUGGCAAUUUUUGCUGCAACUUGCAAUGCAGUUUGGAUACUGGUCAUCAGGCCAUGUGAUCUAAAAGGUAGUUGUAGGGAAAUGCGAGCAUGGCCCACUUAAGGAGAAUUUAAGUGGUUAUUACUCCAGCUGUCAGAGCCAUGCCCGAGGUUUUAAAUGGAGAUUUUUGAAUUUCUUUGUAUUUUUGGGUGUCACAAAUGUGACAUUUCAUCAAGGUAUUGCAGGCUCGGGGUGCAGCAACUUAUCUAAAAUGUGGCCAAUUAAUCAUCAUAUUAACUAUGUAAAUAACAUCACACUUUCAUCGUCAUACUAACUAAAGUUGGGCAGUAUACUGGUAUUCUUAGUUAUUCAUGGUAUUUAGUUGAUACCGGUAUGGCGGUGUUGGCAGCGGCGCGGCCGAUCACAUGGAAACAACAAUCAUUAAAAUGGAUAAUUUUCUUGAUUUUGUCUUGAAUUUAUAGGUUAUUGCGUAUAAACUGCAUUUAUUGUAGGUCACACAUUUCAUUAAAAGAUUUUAACAGUGUACCGCAAUAUUUUAAAAAUACUGUAACCGGUAUUGAAAUUUCAAUACCGUCCAACUUUAAUACUAACUAACAAGUUUGUAUUUACAGUACAUACCUAUAAUAGAUUGGUGGUGCAAUGAUUGUGGGACAUUUUUUGUCUAUUAGUUGAUAUGCACGUGCACAGUUCUGAACUUCAGUCCAUCCAAUGGUUUUGAUCAAAUACUCACUAGAUUUUUAUAAAUUAUAUCAUGGAAAUUAAUCAUCAAAGCAAGGGGAUUUAAAACAUUCAUGUUUUGAUACAAAUAUUGGACAAAAAUCAUACUUGAAGUCUUGAACAUACUUGAAAAAUGAUACUUGAAGUCUUGAAACAUUUUUAGUGUAUUGACGUUAUAGAAACAUAUUUUAUAAUUUAGUAAAUACAACCUUGAAGGUGUAUUCUGUAAUUCAAAGUAUCAGAAACUCAAAGUGUUUCAAAUCGCUACUAUUUUGCAAGAUCUAUAGUUUGGUAUGCGGUUUGCUGGCUACAAAAUUAUCUUUAAGUGUCACAUCUGUAGUUUCUUUGUCUUCUUUGUAUUUCAUGGUCAAAUUGUUUUUAAGGAGGUAGUAUUAUAUGAAGUGUGUAUAAUUUUCUUACAGUUAAUAUUUUUACAGUUAAUUGAGAAAUUUAAAACUUUGCCUAAAACAUAUUAUUAAAUUAUCUUUAAAACAAAAAUAAACUAGUGUAUGGCAUUACAAAGUUUGUAAAAAACUAAAUAUGAGGUAUGGUUGUCAUAGUUGAAUUUUAAUACUCAAAAUGUGGACAUUCUUUUGUUUCAGCCUCCAAUGGGUGAGAGCAGAGUAAAAAUAAUCAAACAAGCAUUUGCAAAAUUGGACAAAACGGGAGAUGGAGUAGUUACUGUUGAUGAUCUGAAAGGGUAAGGCCAGAACUAAAUUGAUACAGUCAGUAGUGUGAGAAUUCACACUAACUCUACAGAUACAGUAGAUCAGAGUGUACUUGCUUAAACAUACAAAUUUUAACACAAUAAAAAUAUUUUCAUUUUCCAAUGAUAUAUAACUGUUCUGGGAUGAAAAAUUUUUUCAUAUGACAGUUUGACAACUAAUACUUCAUUGUCAAAAUUUAGACUUGCUUAUUUGUCUUAAUCCUCCUUUUCAUUCCUUUGCUAUAUGUUAUAUUAUUAAUAUUGCAGCGUAUACAAUGCCAGAAAACAUCCAAAGUUUAUGAAUGGCGAAUGGAAUGAAGCAGAAUGUUUUAAACAUUUCCUGAGCACCUUUGAAGCCCCAGAAGAGAAGGAUGGAAAGGUAAAUCUAUUCUACUAUUAUAUACUGUACAUUAAUUUUAUAGUUAAAUUAAAUAUACUUAUACUAGAACAUAUUCCUGUAUUUACGGUUGCCAUAGAGUAUUUUAAUUAAACACAACACAACACAACACAAUAGACACUCCAUAAAUUGUUAACAUUUUAAUUCUUUAUGAUUCAACUAUUUAUUUACAGUCAUCUUCACUCUUCAAGAGAAUUUCACGUAUUUAGAAAAGCCAACUAUUUAUAAUUUUAAAACGCAAGCCUUUAGAACUGACAAGUUCUUACUUCGUUAGAAGACUUAGAAGUGUACAUGUAAAACUGUGGAGCAUACAAAUAGUUCACUUUUUUAGCAUGUAGCAUUCUCUUAAAGAGGACUGUAAAAAUAAAUAGUCCAAGCGUAGAGAAUUAAAAUGUUAACAAUUUACGGAGUGUCUAAUGCUUUCAAUUUAAUUACUUGUAUUUGCCAUCGACGUCAAAAAGUUCCUCCAAGUGUAGAGCCUAAAAUUAACUGUACUUAAAUUGUUCCAGGUGACAGCUGAAGAAUUUCUGAAUUAUUACAGUGGAGUGAGCGCAUCGAUAGAUGAGGAUGUUUACUUUGAUUUGAUGAUGAGAAACGCCUGGAAAUUGUAA
Messenger RNA from Paramuricea clavata, 4636 nucleotides. The record is from the annotation of a GenBank genome assembly. NCBI's taxonomy places the organism in Eukaryota, Metazoa, Cnidaria, Anthozoa, Malacalcyonacea, Plexauridae.